Messenger RNA from Daldinia caldariorum, 2100 nucleotides. RefSeq names its product peptidase. The record is from RefSeq and is a predicted model, not a curated record. The transcript is spliced from 4 exons. Bases 496 to 1839 code for a protein of 447 amino acids. Gene Ontology annotation, molecular function: metalloaminopeptidase activity. Lineage: Eukaryota; Fungi; Ascomycota; Sordariomycetes; Xylariales; Hypoxylaceae. Gene Ontology annotation, biological process: proteolysis.
GGCUAGGCUGUCUUGAAUGUUAUUGAUUGGUACGAUGCUUCAUGUUGCCUACCAUUCUGAGAUAUGACAAGGCAUACCGUCGAGACUUGUCUGGCUGUGGCCAACCAGCCAACAAGGUAAGAAAAUAAGUAGCCGGCUUAAGUUACCUUGAAAUUUCAAAGCGAAGGAAAUCGGUUGUCAAAAUAAAAUAAAGGAUUUUGUUUCUACUUACGACCUCGACGUUCAUUAAUAAGAGUUAAAAUACGCUGAAGUUUGAACGACCUGAGCUGACACCUAGCGGGAUUGCGGGGCGGGUUCAACUACCUUAUAACGGGGCUCUCGGAUGCCCCGCGCCCUCCGAUGCACAAUAGUACAAUACACUAGUACUUAGGUACCUUUUAAUGCAAUGCACAAGGCUUAAGACUGAGAAAAAGUUGGCGGGGUUCCAAAGUUCCGAACUUUUGAAUUCCACUUAAACAACUUCCAAAAAAGCAAAGCCUUAAACUCGUCGCGAAAAUGGCUGCUAAAGCACCAUCAGACGAGCUUGAGAAGCUCAGUGUGAGCGAGGGAGCCGCCAACGGGAAGGCUGCCGGAGGAACUAACGGCGCUCAGAAUGGCGAUGCUGCAGAUCAUUCCGGCGAAGAAUCCGAGGAUGACGCUGAUGAACAAACUACCGAGCCCGCACCCGGUGCUGCUAAGAAGAAGAAGAAUAAAAAGAAGAAGCCGAAGAAGAAGAAGAAGGCUCCUACUACUCAAACAGACCCCCCGAGCGUCUUGCUAUCACAGUUGUUCCCUAACAACACAUAUCCUAAGGGUGAGGAAGUCGAGUAUACAGACGAGAAUCGUUAUCGCACCACUAGCGAAGAAAAGCGGCACUUGGACAACCUAAACACCGACUUCUUAAUUGACUAUCGCCACGCUGCCGAAACCCAUCGUCAAGUCCGCCAGUGGGCUCAGAAGACCAUUAAGCCUGGCCAAACUUUGACUGAAAUUGCCGAAGGGAUUGAGGAUAGCAUCAGGCGCCUAGUUGGACACGAUGGAUUAUCAGAGGGUGAUGCUAAGAUUGCCGGUGUGGGCUUUCCGACUGGCUUAAACUUGGAUCAUAUUACUGCCCACUACACACCCAAUGCUGGGAACAAAACUGUUUUGCAGCAGAGCAACGUCAUGAAAGUAGACAUUGGCGUUCAUGUCAACGGAAGGAUCGUUGACAGUGCCUUUACGAUGGCAUUUGACCCGAUGUACGACAACUUGUUGGCAGCCGUAAAGGAUGCGACCAACACAGGUGUCAAGGAGGCGGGUAUCGAUGUCCGCCUCGGAGAACUUGGCGGAUACAUCCAAGAGGCCAUGGAGAGUUACGAAUGUGAGAUCAACGGGACUACAUACCCGAUCAAGUCUAUUCGCAACCUCACUGGUCAUACGAUCUUGCCGUAUAGCAUUCACGGAACCAAGAGUGUUCCCAUCGUUAAGACGCAAGAUAACACGAAGAUGGAGGAGGGCGACGUCUUCGCUAUCGAGACCUUCGGCAGCACCGGAAACGGUUAUGUCCGCGACGAAGGAGAGGUCUCCCACUAUGCUCUGCGUAGCGACGCCCCCAAGGUCGAUCUACGUUUGUCCUCGGCCAAGUCUCUUCUUAACGUUAUCAAGAAGAACUUUGGUACUAUUCCGUUUGCACGAAGAUAUCUAGACAGACUCGGGCAGGAGAAAUACUUGCUAGGGUUGAACAAUCUCGUCCAAUCUGGUAUCGUGGAGGACUACCCCCCUCUACUAGACAAGAAAGGGUCGUACACGGCCCAAUUUGAGCAUACUAUCUUGCUUCGACCUACCGUAAAAGAGGUCAUCAGUCGUGGUGACGAUUAUUAGAUAGAAUCACGAAAUGUAUGAUGUAGCAUGUUGAUGACCUAUAUUACAGCAGCAAUGUGUGCUUUGAUAUGUUGGUGUCAUUAUUCCUGAUCCCAGUAUCAAAUCGCUUAUGAAUUGGCGCCUUGGUUCCUUGCUGAAGAGAUAUAUGACUUGGGGAAGAGCCAAGCAAUCAGGUAUUCAGAAAGGGUCAAAACCACAGACUUGGGAGGAUUAGGGUAGAAGCCGCAGGCAAUUAUCCUAAAUUAACUACAUUCACCAAAA